AGAUCACCCGCCCCUUCAUCUCGCCUACGCGUAAGCAAAGCUAUAAGGUCUGUGCGCGCUGAACGCAGCUUUAUCCUGGAGACAUGAGUGUAGAACUCACACCGGGGGCCAUUGGCAUCCUGUUCAGUGGCUCACAGGUCAACAACCCUGUUCUGCAGCUGCUGAGCUUGCGGAGGAUCAGUAGUUCCACUGGACCAAACAGGUUCCGGCUUAUGAUGAGUGACGGUCAACACUCAUCAACUUCCUUCCUGCUGGUCUCGCAGUUAAACAAUCUGGCUGAAGAGAACAUCCUGGAACCAUACUGUGUGUGUAUGCUGAAGAAGACCCUCACCAACACUCUGGCGGAUGGCAGGCGUAUCGUGGUUGUGAUCGCUCUGGAGAUCUUGCAGUCGGCUGAGGAAACUGAAGGAAAGAUUGGAAGUCCCACUCCAUACGGCACAGAUGAUGGAUCUCCAGAGAAUUCGGCCUCAAGCACGUUGGUGUCUUCAUCGGCUGCAGCACCUGGACCCUCCAAUGAGAGCAGCAGCACAGAGUAUUCUCCUCCCCGAGGCAGUGGAAGAGGUUUUGUGGGGACAUCACCCAUGAAGGCCUCACCCAUGAUGGCCUCACCCAUGAAGGCUUCACCCAUGAAGACAUCACCCAUGAUGGCCUCACCCAUGAAGGCCUCACCCAUGAAGGCCUCACCCAUGGAGACAUCAACCAUGAUGGCCUCACCCAUGAAGGCCUCACCCAUGAAGACAUCACCCAUGACAGCCUCACCCAUGAAGUUUUCGCCCAUGAAGACGUCACCUAUGAAAGCUUCACCCAUGAAGUUUUCGCCCAUGAAGGCUACAAGCUCUUCUCCAGGUUCUUCAACAAAAGUGAUGCCUAUUGAAACCCUCCACCCCUACCAAAGCAGGUGGACUAUCAGAGCCCGAGUUACCAACAAGUCCCAAAUCCGCACCUGGAGUAACUCUAGAGGAGAUGGCCAUCUCUUCUCCUUUGAUAUAGUGGAUGAGAGUGGGGAAAUCAGGGUCACAGCAUUCAACAAGGAGGUGGACAAGUUUUUCCCUUUAGUGGAGCAAGGCAAGGUGUACUACAUCUCCAAGGCUACGCUGAAGGUGGCCAACAAGCAGUACACCACAGUGAAGAACGAGUAUGAGAUGAGCCUCAAUGCCCAGUCGUCCAUUGUGUUGUGUGAUGACAGCCAGGGAGUCCCCGCACUGCACUGUGACUUUGUGCCCAUCGCCGAGCUGGAAAACAGAGAAAAUGACGCCAUCGUUGAUGUUAUCGGUGUCUGUAAGAGUGCGGAGGAUGUAUGCCGGAUCACCACGAAGACCAGCAGAGAAGUCUCCAAGAGGGCCCUCAGCCUAAUAGACACAACGGGCAAAGUGGUGACAGUCACACUGUGGGGAAAGGAGGCAGAGAAGUUUGACGGCAGCGAGCAGCCUGUGGUCGCUAUCAAAGGGGCUCGCGUGUCUGAUUUCGGAGGCAGAUCUCUCUCUGCUUCGUUCAGCUCAACAGUCACGGUCAACCCAGACAUGCCAGAGGCCUUUAGACUGAGGGCCUGGUACGACGAGGAUGGCUUCGCUCUCAACAGCCAAUCCCUGACCAGCACGUGGUCAGGGAGCAGCGGAAUGAAGAUCAACUGGAAAACACUGAGUGACGUGAAGGACGAAAGCAUGGGACAAGGAGAGAAGGUAGACUACUUCAGCUGUGUGGCGACGCUGCUGUUCACUCGUAAGGACAGUUGUCUGUACCAGUCCUGUCCAUCUGCAGACUGCAAGAAGAAGGUUAUAGACCAACAGAACGGGAUGUACCGCUGCGAGAAGUGUAACAAAGAGUUCCCCAACUUUAAAUACAGACUCAUACUCUCUGCCAACUUGGCAGACUUCGGGGAUAACCAGUGGGUGACAUGCUUCCAGGAGACAGCCGAGGUCUUAUUAGGUCACACUGCAGAAACACUGGGCGAGUUAAAAGACACAGACGAGACGGCCUUUGAUGAAGUCUUCCAGAAAGCCAGCUUCACGAAGCACAUCUUUAAAAGCAGAGUCAAGCUUGAGACGUACAAUGACGAGAGUCGAGUCAAGGUAACCGUCAUUGAAGUCCAGCCGCUGGACCACAGGGAAUACAGCAGGAGACUCCUCAGCAACAUCCGCACAUUGUCCAGCUGUACUCGGGACGAGUCUUUCCAAACGGCUGCGUGGUAAUUAAACCCGUCUCCGGCCGACCUCUGGUGUGUCAGACGUCUUCCUCCAGCGAGAUAACGGCGUAUCUGACAGAGGCGGCAGAGGGCGGACGGUGAUUCACCAAAACAAAUGGCAGCCAAACAAAAGACUGUUAUUUAGUUGUUCGCUUCCUUCAACAGUUUGGAAACAUUGGAAAUUGCUUUAACCUUUUUUAAUUCAUUGACAUUUUAAGAGAGAGGUUUGACUUUUAUAAUAGAAGUGACUUUUAAACUGUCUGUAUUUUUAUGUCUUUUAAUCAAUGCACGAAAAUCAACGCUUUUUUAUUUUACAAGUUCAAUAAUGGUCAGUGUCCGGGAAGUGAGACAGGUACGAUUUAUUUGUGUGGUUUUUAAAAAUGAAGACGUGGCUCAAGUGUGUGGAAGAUGUUUGCAUUUGUUUGAACUGUUUUCACUGUGUCCUAUUAAUGGGAUUCUUUGUUAUUUCAAAAAAAAAAGUUUGGUUUGCUGUUUGCACUUUAACGAAGGGAUGAUUAUAAAAAUGUUCUUAACACCAAA
Hippoglossus stenolepis (Pacific halibut) is the source of this 2722-nucleotide messenger RNA. RefSeq names its product replication protein A 70 kDa DNA-binding subunit. The record is from RefSeq and is a predicted model, not a curated record. The transcript is spliced from 17 exons. Bases 84 to 2189 code for a protein of 701 amino acids. Gene Ontology annotation, cellular component: nucleus; DNA replication factor A complex. Gene Ontology annotation, biological process: telomere maintenance via telomerase; meiotic cell cycle; DNA replication. Lineage: Eukaryota; Metazoa; Chordata; Actinopteri; Pleuronectiformes; Pleuronectidae. Gene Ontology annotation, molecular function: single-stranded telomeric DNA binding; damaged DNA binding.